ACCUCUAAUAUCGAUAAUAAGAAACGAGUUUGUCCUAAAUGCAAAAAUAAAUUACUAACGUUUGCUGAGAUAGUCGACGAACAAUCUAAGAUCGUAAAUGCCACUGAAAAAUCAUCCAUUUCUCCUUACGUAUUUAAACAACGAUCAAUUCUGAAAAGAUACUCCGAAAGUGAAGCCAAUGGGUCUCGUACACGUUCCAGUUUUACUGCUGAAUCACGUCGAUUCCGGGUUCAGAUAAGAAAAGCUCAAUUUGUAAAUCCAAAUGCUGAUAAUCGUAUUUUUCAAAAUCUAGGUGGAGAAUUGACAUUAAGCGAACAAAUGAUAAGAUUUAGUGAAAUCACGAGUAUGAAAAGAAAUGAAUUUAUUAAAGCAACAUUAAUUAAAAAAACACCUUUAGGCAUUUGGCGUCCAAUUCCCAUAACAUGUGAUGAGGCAGAACUUCAAAAAAGCGAAGGCUCUUUAAAAAAAUCAGAAAUUUUAUCUAUUAUUACCUCUUUAAUUCCUUCUUUAGGUGAUUCAGAUUGA
Messenger RNA from Racocetra persica, 525 nucleotides. The record is from the annotation of a GenBank genome assembly. Lineage: Eukaryota; Fungi; Glomeromycota; Glomeromycetes; Diversisporales; Gigasporaceae.